UGGCGGGGCUGCCUCUGGGAGUGCGGCCGGGCCCAGGGUCUAGGACUCGGAGAGGUCGGGCAGGCUGCCCUAUCACGGCGGGGCAGGUGAUGUCACACUCGUCUGUGACACGAGAGACUGCUUAGUUACUUGGAAGUCAACAGCAGAGGAGUGAGAGUGGAGGCUGUGUGCCACAGACGCUGGCACCAUGAACAUAUUUGAUCGGAAGAUCAACUUAGAUGCGCUUUUAAAAUUUUCCCACAUAACCCCCUCAACACAGCAGCACCUGAAGAAGGUCUAUGCCAGCUUUGCCCUCUGUAUGUUUGUGGCGGCUGCGGGGGCCUAUGUCCACGUAGUCACUCACUUCAUUCAGGCUGGUCUGCUUUCUGCCUUGGGCUCCCUGGGAUUGAUGAUUUGGCUGAUGGCAACACCUCAUAGCCAUGAAACUGAGCAAAAGAGACUGGGACUUCUUGCAGGAUUUGCUUUCCUUACAGGAGUUGGCCUGGGCCCUGCCUUGGAGUUGUGCAUUUCCAUCAACCCCAGCAUCCUUCCCACUGCUUUCAUGGGUACAGCAAUGAUCUUCACCUGCUUCACCCUGAGUGCACUGUACGCCAGACGUCGUAGCUACCUCUUCCUGGGAGGUAUCUUGAUGUCAGCCAUGAGCCUGAUGGUCUUGUCCUCCCUGGGCAACCUUUUCUUUGGAUCCAUUUGGCUUUUCCAGGCAAACCUGUAUGUGGGGCUGGUGGUCAUGUGUGGCUUUGUCCUUUUUGAUACUCAACUUAUUAUUGAAAAGGCUGAAAAUGGAGAUAAGGAUUAUAUCUGGCAUUGUGUUGACCUCUUCCUGGAUUUUGUUACUCUGUUCAGAAAACUCAUGAUGAUCCUGGCUAUGAAUGAGAAGGACAAGAAAAAAGAGAAGAAGUGAAAUGGCCAUCCAGCCUUUCUCAGUUUGAUGACUUCUCCCACCGCCCCUCAUUUCCUCUUUGCACACAUUACAGGUGGCGUGUUCUGUGAUAAUGAAAAGCAUCAGAAAAACUUUUGUACUUUGUGGUUUUCUCUAUUUUGAAUUUUUUGAUCAAAAAACUGAUUAGUAGAAUAUAGUUUGGAGUUUGGCUUCUAUUCCUGGGGUUCUUCCCCACUCCCUUUUCUGUCAGCCCAGUCCCUAGCCUCUUCCCCUGUUCAGGCCAUCAGUCCACCAUGCUGAGGAGUGGGACUAGCAGAGGAAACAAACUCCAGGAGUCCACUUCCCAAACUACACCAGGUGGACCUGAACUGUUAAGUAGAGAACCACCUCAACAUUGUUUGGUUUGUGCACAGUUCCAGUGGGGCUGGGCAGUGUGUUUUCCAUUGGAAAGAAGUUUGCUGGUCCCGUUGUUACUCAGGCUCAUUAUUAUCUGAGCUUCUGUCAACCCCUGAAAGAAAAUGAAGAGCCUCUGUUUGUGGAUGCUUUGCUUCCUCUGAGCUGCAGGCCGGGCAAAUACCCUUUUACACGUUGCCAUCACAAAAGGAAUGCAGAUUUGUGUGUGUUCCCUCCUACCCCCCCACCCCCCUUGCCUGAUCCUUAGGGAUUCUGCCUGCUUUCCAUCCACGGGGUGGGAGGAUUUCAGCACAAAGGGAAGGCUAAUUCUUGUCAGGCAUUUGUUAAAUGGCUGGAUAGGUAUCGCAAGGUAUAACAUAGAAUUCCCAAAUUUCCCUUGGUCUUUAUUUUUGUAUUGGUUUUCACCUUAGUUAUUGAGUGGCCUCUACCAGGUGACUGUGAUCAAAAGUCCCAAGAGAGGAAGGAUAGGCAGGGGAAAGGUUGAAUCUCUGGGGCUAAUUGUAACUAAUCCUGCCAGGCAAACCUAGAUGAGGACUUGUUUGGAGCAGAGGGGAACAAAAUCUCCUCUACCAACUGCGUAGUUCUUUGUUCAGAUCAACAGAAUGGGGCUGUGAUGACUUGGGAGGUGCCAUUUGUAACAGUCCUCCGGUACGCUUUUGUCUGUCCCCCACCAGAGGAUACAUUAACAGAUGGUGUCAGGCCAGAGAUUUGAGGCAGUAGAUAAACGUUCAUUUUACCAGUGCACUUUAGUUUUUGGUCGGUUCACCUGUUUCCAGAAAUCUGCAGCCUUCUUCCAGGCAGGUGCCAGGUAACCAAACCUGCAAGCGACCUGAAUUCCUCCAGCUUUGUGGUUGCAAGUGUGGGUGGACAAUACUAUGGGAGCUCACCGGCUCCUCUGUGUGGUGUCACAGUCAGCUGGCACAGAAGGGCAGCAUCAGGAACAGCUGUGGCUCUGGCUACUCCCAGGACUUCAGUGUAAGGGGGACUGAGCCAUAAAGCUCAUUGCCAGUAGGACACCAUUUUUGGCUCUCCUUGUUCACGACCAGAGCCCUGGUGGCACAGUGAUGAAGAGCUCGGCUGCUGACCAAAAGGUUAGCAGUUGGAAUCCACCAGCUGCUCGUUGGAAACCCUAUGGGAAGUUCUACUCUUGUCCUGUAGGGUCGCUAUGGGUCGGACUUGACUUGAUUGACAGCUGUGGGUUUGGUUUUGGUUUUUAUUCACAACCAGUGCAUAGUUUGACACAGUGGCUGUCUGUGCCAUCCAUCCCAUGAAACUGUUCCCAGGCUGUGUUAUUCUUGGAGUGGCCUGCUGCCCAGAAUGGCUUGCUUCCACAGAGGAUGCUGCCCUCUGGUUUAGCUGCUGCCUGCAGCCUCUGGCCUGAGAACUUUAACUGAAGAGACUUCCUUCCUAUUACGCCCCCCGUUAGCAACUCCCCAUAAAUUAGGUGAUUCUCUGCCAGGCCUGAGAAUCUGCAUUACAUCUGAAGCCAGACUCCGCCUUUGUGCUUUUUUGCUUGGGAUAAAGGAGUUUUUCUUUAGAAACAGUGCCAAGAAUGACAAGAUAUAAAAAAAACUACUUUUAAGGAAAAUGCUUAACAGGUUUUUAAUACAGUAAUCAUUGUAAUUAUCACUUCUUUUCUAGUUCCUUGGUUUUCAGCUCAGGCUGCAUUCUCUAACUCAUACUGUGAAGAGAGAGGUUUUUGAUUCAGAAAUAUAUGAAAUCUACAUAGUCUUAAUUUGUAAAAAAUAAAGAAAAUUCCUUAACCUUU
Trichechus manatus latirostris (Florida manatee) is the source of this 3062-nucleotide messenger RNA. It is a transcript of the gene TMBIM6, whose product is annotated as transmembrane BAX inhibitor motif containing 6. Gene Ontology annotation, biological process: negative regulation of RNA splicing; negative regulation of endoribonuclease activity; cellular response to unfolded protein. Gene Ontology annotation, cellular component: mitochondrial membrane. The transcript has 10 exons. Bases 188 to 901 code for a protein of 237 amino acids. The record is from RefSeq and is a predicted model, not a curated record. NCBI's taxonomy places the organism in Eukaryota, Metazoa, Chordata, Mammalia, Sirenia, Trichechidae. Gene Ontology annotation, molecular function: enzyme binding.